UCACGUGAGUAAUGAACUUCUUUUCCAAUCAUUGUUGACAGGGACCGAUGUCAGUAGCUCUAUUUCUUUGGUCUGAGAAAGACAUUGAGCCCACGAUUAAAGCCAUCCAGUGUCUGAGGGCUUCCUAUCCGUUACUGAAACAACACGCCACCUUUAGUUUCUCCUACCACCGCUACAUCCAGCAAGAGGAAUCGGAUUGGAAGUUCUGGAAUGAAAGUUGCGAUACCAUUGACGAGGCCUUGAACCGGCUUUCAUCAGGCAAGGAGAACUUCUUGGGAACUCGAACCCCUUAUCCAAUCAGCCUCAUGAGGAACGUGGCACGAAAAAGUGCCCGCACCCAUUUCUUUACCAUCUGCGAUAUGGACAUCACUCCCAGUAUUGGGCUUCGGACGAGUUUCCUGCAGAUGGUAAAAAAGGAAGGCCUGCUAAACAAAGAGGACGUGUUGUACAUCAUGCCAGUCUUCGAACUGCAGAAGGAAGCACCCAUACCGACGAAUAAAUUGGAACUGAGGACUUUAUUCCAGAACGGGAGUGCCCGGCAGUUUUAUGCCACCUGGAGCCCUUUAACGCAGGGGAAAACAGAUUACAGCAGAUGGUUCGCCUUACCACCGAGCGAUGGUGUGAGGAUUGCUUACGAGGUGGAAUGGGGAUUCCUCUAUGAGCCCUACUUCAUUCUCACCUCCUCCGCUCCCGAUUACUAUGAAGGAAUCAAGGAGAUAACCUAUGACCGCGGGUCCUAUGCAUGUGAGUUGAGCGCAAGGGGGUGGAGAUUCUUCGUAUUGGACAAUGCGUUUGCGCUUCACGAUGGAUUCAAGGCAUCCGACACAUUCGAGUACGUAAGAAGCAAAUUUUUGCGGAAGGAACUGUCGAAGAACGCAAUCAACCACCGCAUCUACCGAGCGGAGCUCCUCGCAAAAUAUGGGAGCAAAGCCAAGAAAUGCUCCUCCCUCUACUACCGAACCAUGGAAGUCUUCCUCGUGCUCGGGGGGAAUAUAUGAGGAAUCCUUCUAUCACGACGAAAAGAGAGCAAAGCAACCAGCAUGUCUUCACAUGUGAUCCUGAUGUGUUUCCCCCAUGCUAAGUUUACAACUAAAGAACCUUCUCAUUUAAGAAAAUAUUCUAACACCAACAUCCUAAUUUAGCAUGAA
Darwinula stevensoni is the source of this 1148-nucleotide messenger RNA. Lineage: Eukaryota; Metazoa; Arthropoda; Ostracoda; Podocopida; Darwinulidae. The record is from the annotation of a GenBank genome assembly.